AUGGAUGACAAGGAAGGAAACGAUCGACGGUCACAUGUCAGAGGAGAGACCAGCGGCUCGGAAGAAGAAACUACAGAGUGCAAACUACAGGAUGAAUUGGUGCAUAUAUUGAAAUACUGUGUUAAGAAAAUGAAAGCAAGACACAAUAAGGUUCCAGAGAUAAUAGUGAAAGUUAAAUUAAAUGGGAUGCCAAUUGAUAUGGAAUUGGACACGGGAGCUUCUGUGUCACUGAUAAGUGAAGAGUUCUACGCUAAACAUCUGAAAAAUACAAAAACCUCAAAGUUAGAAGAACUGUUAAGGAAAUAUGGUGAUGUCUUUGAUGGUGAACUGGGUACAACCAAGAAUAUAAAGGCUCAUAUUCGUGUAAGAAAGGAUGCAAAACCAAUCUUUUAUAAAGCGAGGACAGUUCCUUAUGCAAUCAAGGAUGCUGUGAAUGCAGAACUUAAAAGACUAGAAUUGGAAGGAGUUAUUGAGAAAGCUGACUAUAGUGAGUGGGCGGCAUCGAUAGUGCCUGUUUCAAAAGACAAUGGUUCUAUUAGGAUCUGUGGUGACUUCAAGGUCACCAUAAAUCGUUAUGUGGAAAACCCUGAACAUUCAAUGCCAAAUCCAAAUGAACUAUACCAGCGACUGAACGGUGGAAAAACUUUCUCAAAGUUAGCUUUAUCGCAAGCUUAUCAGCAGGUGGAAUUAGAUGAGGAAUCUAGGAAAUAUGUCACGAUUAACACACCACUUGGUUUGUACAGAUAUAUCACACAACGUUUUACCAUAUGGUGUCUGAGCAGCACCACAACUUUUUCAGUCUUUAUGGAUAAAGUUCUGCAAGGAGUCCCUUGUGGAUGCACCAUAGAUGAUAUUAGUCUUACUGGGAGAACCGAAGCUGAACAUUUACACAAUCUUGAAAAGGUACUUGAGCGGUUGCACAUCAAUGGGUUGAAAUGUAAUUUGUCGAAAUGUGAAUUUAUGAAGCCCUCCUUGAAAUAUUUGAGUUUCAUUGUAGAUGAAGAGGGUAUUCAUAUGACGGAGGAUGCCAUUGCAGCAGUCACGGAGGCACCAAGGCCAGAAUCAAGGUCUGAAAUGCAAUCCUUCCUGGGGCUGUAA
Molecule: messenger RNA, 1098 nt
Organism: Macrobrachium nipponense
Lineage: Eukaryota; Metazoa; Arthropoda; Malacostraca; Decapoda; Palaemonidae
Exons: 2
Coding region: 1-1098 (365 amino acids)
Source: RefSeq, a predicted model, not a curated record